AUGACAACCUCUCCCUACUUUACACCUGAUCAAGAAAAUGAAGAAGAUAAUGACAACAACAAGGAUAUAUCGUCAUCUAAUCGAAUUAAUUUCAUUGAUGACAAGUUAUAUGAUGAUGAUAAUGAGCUAAAUGUAAAAAAUCAUUAUGAUUAUGAUAACAAUAUUUGUUUGCCAGAAUCUACAGAAGAAACAUUUUAUCUACUCUCGUCUGUUGAUGAUGACAUAGAAAAGAAAAAUUCAGAAAAGAAAAUGAUGUUUAUAUCUGACAAUAUAAUAAUAAAUAGGCCAUCAUAUUUUGUCGAAACAUCAUUAGCUAAAUUACAUGGUAGUAACAUGAAUCGAAAAAUAUCAUCAUAUAAUAUUGACGAUGAUCAUUAUCGUUUGAUUUCAAAAAAUACUGUUGAAUAUCAACAACAACAAAAUGGCGACAAGUUAUUAUCGCAUGUCAAUCGUUCUUAUCCAACUGUUAAUAGUCAAACUGGAAAAAAAUUAUAUUUUGAUUCAUCAUUGUCAUCUGACGAUAAUCUGAUUGAAACAAACAAUAUAUACGGAGAUACAAAAUCUCAUAAACGAUACACAACAAAGUCUGAUAGACAAAAUAAAUUGAAUUCAAAAAUGCGUAAUCAUUCACGAUCAACCAGCGAUGAUGAAAGUUAUGGUCAAAAUAAAGGACGUAAAAAUAAACAACGUUUACCAGAACUGCGUCUGGAUGAAUUUAUGCAAAAAUAUCAUAGUGAUGAUAUAAAAAAGUCAUUUGGUAUUCCGCAAAACAAUUUUAGUGAUACUGACUCUUUAUCAAGUAUUGAUGAUAAUAGUAGAAAACAAGAAUGUUCUGUAACACCAAUAAAACAAGGACAAUUGUUGCCCAUAAAUGAUCAAACGAAAAAGUCGAAUAAUCAACGAGAAAAUGAUCAACAGCAUCCCUCUAUUAGUCGAGAUCACACAUUCAAAAGUUCUGUGAAAGAAGAUAUUGUGGAUACGUCAGCGAUAAAAAAGUUGCAGUCAUGUUUUAUUCCAAAGCCACAGGAAGCGUCUAUAAAGAAACCGACAGUACAUUCGUCAGAUCAAUCUCAAAGUUUAAGUAAAAUAUCAACUGCUAAUCACAUUUCAUUGAAUUCUUUGAAAACAGACAUCAUAGAUGAUACUCUUAAUAUUCUACAACCAAUAAAUGAAUCAUCUUUUUCUUCUCUACUGUCUUCACCUCUGCAAGUAUUAUUCGAUAUUGCUCGUACAAAAAAUACUGAUCGUUUAUCAAAAAUUGAAUCUAUACGUACGUAUGUCGAACAACAAUUGGGUAUCACAGCUUUUCUUACCAUAUACAAAUUAUUAAAAUCGCAACAUCCAAUUGAUAUGAAACAAAAACCAUUUUGUUAUUAUAUUCCAUAUACUCCACAUUUAUGUGCAUUGAUCAUGUUAGAAAGUGAAGAAAUAACACGAAAAUAG
This is a messenger RNA of Didymodactylos carnosus, 1443 nucleotides long. Lineage: Eukaryota; Metazoa; Rotifera; Eurotatoria; Philodinida; Philodinidae. The record is from the annotation of a GenBank genome assembly.